UAAAAAUAAAAAAUGACUGUCAAGACUUAUACCAUCUACCCCACCACCAAAUACAAUCGCCCACCUCCACCAUCAACCAUUGCACUUCAUGGUUUGGAUUUCUCUCCUCCUAUACAAAUUCAAAACCGCCGGUUCUUUCAUCCUCCAACCAGCUCUUUUUCUGAUGUAAUCGAGAAAUUGAAAUCUUCUCUUGCUGAAGCACUCGAGUUGUACCCGCCAGUUACAGGAACGGUCCGUACCAAUGAAGAAAAGAACGAGAUCUACAUCGCAUUGGAUCCUGCAAAUAUCCAGGGUACACCUUUUCUGGUCGAAACAAAAGAUGUUCCAUUUGCUGGCGAUACGGAUGAUAUAGCUCCUCGAAAUGAUCAGGUUCUUCCUCCAUUUGCAAAUAUAUUUGCGGUGAAAGUAACUCAGGUAAUAUACAGGAAAGAAAAAAAAAAUGGUCCCAUGCUUAGCUCUACAUUGUACACUUAA
Molecule: messenger RNA, 474 nt
Organism: Lobosporangium transversale
Lineage: Eukaryota; Fungi; Mortierellomycota; Mortierellomycetes; Mortierellales; Mortierellaceae
Exons: 1
Coding region: 13-474 (153 amino acids)
Source: RefSeq, a predicted model, not a curated record